Molecule: messenger RNA, 2543 nt
Organism: Drosophila takahashii
Lineage: Eukaryota; Metazoa; Arthropoda; Insecta; Diptera; Drosophilidae
Source: RefSeq, a predicted model, not a curated record
AGCCCCGCGAACGGAACGCGUACGGAAGAAAACGAUCGCGAGAUCGAUGUGGCUACAAUAUUUACGGACCACAAUAGCCAAUUGCCGGGAGGAAAACAAAAGCACAAGCAAUUGGAGCUCCAGACGGAGGAAAGCAAACAUAUUGCGAAAUUCGCAAAUUCCAGUGGCAAAGAGCGAAUUGUGUGUGGCAUUCAGUAACCGGAGAAGCAGACCCGGAGUUCUAACUGAAACACAAAAAAAAAAAAAAUACGCCCUAUCAGCAGAGCACCAGCGAUUAUGAAGCCAUCAUCGUGUCAGUUGUCCAUCCGCUCUUAGCCACAGUGAGUGUGUUUGCGCCUAUUUUGAUUCCACUGCUCGGCCAGCUCGGUAAACAAAUUGUCUAUUAAACAAUCAACUUUUCACCUAAUAAAUGAUAUCGUAUAAAUCAAUUGAGUCGAUGCCAAUCAAGUGGGGCAACACAGAUAAAUCUCCAUCACAAUGGGCAGAGAUCGCAGAUCUUGGAAGGCGAACGAAAUGCAUAAACAAACGUCCCUCGCAUCAAAAGUGUUUUAUGAGUUUUGUGUUUCGUGGUCGGGGAGAGUGAUCGAGAAAUGAUUUGUUCGUGACAUUCUACUUAAAUAAAUUUAUUUAUUAUAUUAGAAUGCAUACAGAAUAUUUAAAUGGCAAAGACAAAGGCUACAUGUAUUGCCAACAUAAAAAAACAAUCAAAACAAAAGCUAAAUGAAUUCAAAGAUCAUUUCAUUCUAUAUUACCUCCAAUCAAGUUGUAUUUAAAAGUGUAUUUCUGAUAUUUUAUAUCCCCAAUGGAAAUCAUAAAUAUUCUCCAGCAGCAUACCGUUCAAAAUGGAACAUUAAUUUUUGAAAACGUUUCAUACGCUCUCAACCGUUCUACGCGCUUCUCAAUCUAUCGAGUGCCACCGAAAGUUCUUUGGUAGCCGCCAUUCAAUUGAUAAACGGGCAUUAUCGCUGCGGCAAUGAUUUAUUGUUGCAUAAAUGGCACUCACUAUUUAUUAAUAAAUGAGAGGCGAAAUUCUGAUAAUUUAUAUAUAUGAACAGUGUUCACCAAGGAUUUGUGCCCCAGUGCUUGUGUUUGUGAGCCAAUGUAGAGCACCCGUUCGCUUCAAAUGGCCAAGUAAAUAAACAAAAGUGGAUUUUUACACUCAUCACCGACAGCGCACAAUAAAAUGUGUGAAAAAUGUGCUAGAGCGAGUGGAAAUGCAACCGCGUAGACCAAAUAAAUAAAUAAAUAAAUACAAACUUGGAGGAGAGCCUCGGAUGUUUGCUAAGAAAUUAAAUGAAAAUCGAUCAUUUGGGAAAUAAACGAAUGGCCAGUCAGUGGAAUUCAAAUAAAUAAAUGCCAGGCCAUUGUGUGUGCCCCAAAGUAACUAAUCAAAGUGUUCGACAGGUUCCUUAAGCGAUAAUAAGUGGAAGACAAUGUCGCGGAUAUGCUAAAUGGAAAUGGAUACGAUGAUUUGUGAUCUGUGGUCUCGCCACAUCUGGCUAUUGAUUCUCAUUUGUUUCUGCGGCUUUGAAGAAUCCAGUGGUUUUUUUGUGGACUAUACAGAGAACACGGAGCUAAUUCAACAGAGAGCCGGGUUUGAUGUCAAACUGCAGUGCAAUCUCAAGGGUCUCGUGGACGAGCGAAUGUUGGAUGACAUCAAGAUACAUUGGUACUUCAAGCAAUGCAGUGAGAAUAAUUGCCAUCAUCUGGAGUCUGUGGACGAAUGGACUGCUUUGCCCUGUGAGCCGAGUCUUUGCCGUCCGGAACUGUGGCUCCGAAAUGUGACGGAGCGGUAUUCGGGACUCUACAAGUGCAGCAUUAAUCCUCCCUUUUGGGAUAAAUCUCAAGCUGUGGAUGUUCAACUGGUUCGCACCUAUCAGCUGGAUGUUAAGAACACCUCCUUGGCUGCUCCCGAGUUCGUGGACUCGUAUCCCAACAACAAGACCACGUUGGUGGGCAGUCGGGUGGUGUUCCAAUGCCGGGUUCACAGCGAGGAGCAUCCCACAAUCAAGUGGUUCCGUCGGCACACCUACGUGGGCACCCAGUCAGCUGGAGAGGCAUCCUCCUCGUCAUCGACGGCCUCCAAUUUCAGCACACAUAUAGUCCGCUACAAUGGCCGGACCUAUGAGCUGCUGUCCACUGAUCCCGAAAAGUUGAUGGCACCACAGAUAUAUCUCAGCAAGUUGAUUCUGGAUGGGGUGAGACUCAGAGAUGCCGGUCACUACGCCUGCGUGGCCAUCAGCUAUCGGGGUCACAAGAUCCGUGAGGCAUUCCUCGAAGUGCUGCCCGUACAGGAUGAUCCGGAUCAGGAGAAGGAGUACUGGUCGGACUACGAUAGCGGUGGUGAGGAGGGUGUUCCAACUAGCGAUCCCCGGGAGUUCCUGUUGCUCUUUCUGAUGCCACUGGGACUGGCAUUGCUCCCCUUAACCGUGUGGUUCAGUUAUGUGUUGUACAAACGCUGCUCCGAGGGUCACGGCGAUUGCCAGCGGAUGAAUUCGGAUGAGGAGUUGGAUACGGAAAGGUGUGUCCUAGGAGGAAAUUAA